AUGACUUCGCCGGUUUACUCCUCGGAGUUGCUUAUAUUGACAGAAGAGUCUGUUUGGCAAAUGUACUACUUGGCAAUCUUCGCAGUUAGUCGUCGUGCGCCGCGAGGAACCUACCUCGUUCUAUGGGCUUCAGGUGUUCCAGCCGCGGGUUUUCACAAAAAAGGCAAAGGAGACUAUGUAAUUUGUCAGCUGACUUUUCCAAUUGACCCAAUGGCCGGCACUGCGCCACAUACGACGGCCGGGGAGGACGGCGGCGACUCAAAGGAGGAAGCAGCAGCGACACAACAGGAGGGGUUGUCAGAUGCUGCGACCGCUGCCCUUUCGAAAAAGAAAAGGCCCAAACGGACGGAAAAGGCAACAAGGCAGACGAGGAAGAGCGCCGCAAAGUCCACCAUGACUCCCAAAGAAGUCCCCAGCGUUCCCUCCUCCUCUGCUCCUCAGGUGGAUCUAGAUGAGGAGGACGAGCAGCCAAAAUCCCAGUUAGCGGACCCGAACGAACUGGAAAUUCCGGCCGCUCCCGCCGCUAAUCAACUCUCCGCCUCUGAGACCCCGUGUAAUAUUUUUGGAUUUUGGGAUCAAUCGGUAAAUGCCGUAUUUAUUGGCAUACACCUUAAAGUCACGACUGCAGCUCGGAAACGCGUGCACUCGAAGUCCUUCCCGGAAGUUAAUGGCUCGCUGAACACAAAUGACGUUGAAGGUCUCGAAACUGCCGACGUGACAGUUGCGGUCAAUUCGAAAAAACGCAAGGUUACGUUGCCAAGUGUUCCUUCCCAGGCGGCCGCUGCCGUUGCCUCCCCCAAUGCUAGGCCCCCCUCCCCAAAGCAGGCCAACGGGGUGCGCACCCUCAAGAACGCCUCUAAUUUGCGGCAGGCCGACGAAGCCACCUCUGUGACGUUGGUCAGCUGCGGUGAUGAAUAA
Messenger RNA from Dibothriocephalus latus, 918 nucleotides. NCBI's taxonomy places the organism in Eukaryota, Metazoa, Platyhelminthes, Cestoda, Diphyllobothriidea, Diphyllobothriidae. The record is from the annotation of a GenBank genome assembly.